Molecule: messenger RNA, 1290 nt
Organism: Candida dubliniensis CD36
Lineage: Eukaryota; Fungi; Ascomycota; Pichiomycetes; Serinales; Debaryomycetaceae
Exons: 1
Coding region: 1-1290 (429 amino acids)
Biological process (GO): ribosomal large subunit biogenesis; rRNA processing
Cellular component (GO): nuclear periphery; preribosome, large subunit precursor; nucleolus
Source: RefSeq, a predicted model, not a curated record
AUGGCUAGAAGUAUAUUGAAACAACAAUUGAAAAGUCAUCAAUUAUUGGAUGCCAUUGAUAAGGCAAAAUCAAAACCAACUAAGAAAAUUUCAGUAGUAGAACAACAACAACAACAACAACCACAAGAAGAAGAAAAAGAAGAAACUAUAGAAACUCCAGUGAUUACUAAAGUUAAAUCAAACAAGAAAUCAAAGAAAUCAAAUACUAAUAAAAAUGAUGAUUAUCAAAGUGAAGUUUUAUCUAAAAAGGAACAAAGAAGGUUGAAGAAAUUACAAUCUAAACAACAAGAGGAAGAAAAGGAAGAAGAGGAAGAAGAGGAAGCAGAAGAUAGCGAGGAAGAAGAAGAAGAAGAAGAAGAAGAAGAAUUGGAUUUGGAAAAGUUGGCAGCUAGUGAAAGUGAAAGUGAUAUCAAUGAUGAUGAAGAAGAGGAGGAAGAAGAAGAAGAAGAAGAAGAAGAAGAACUUAACGACGAACCAAAAGAUGAUAUUCCAUUAUCUGAUGUUGAAGUUGAUUCUGAUGCUGAUAUAGUUCCUCAUACCAAAUUAACCAUUAAUAAUAUGGCAGCAUUAAGAGAAUCUUUAGCUCGUAUUGAAUUACCUUGGUCAAAACAUUCAUUUAUUGAACAUCAAUCAAUAAUUAGUGAUAAUAAAAUUGAAUCAGAAAUUAAAGAUAUUUAUAAUGAUACUGAAAGAGAAUUAUUAUUUUAUAAACAAGGAUUAGAUGCAGUUAAACAAUCACGUAAAACAUUAUUAAAAUUAAAAAUUCCAUUUUCUCGUCCUAUGGAUUAUUUUGCUGAAAUGGUUAAAAGUGAUGAACAUAUGGAUAAAUUGAAAAAUAAAUUAUUAACUGAAGCUGCUAAUAAAAAAGCAUCUGAAGAAGCUAAAAGACAACGACAAUUGAAAAAAUUUGGUAAACAAGUUCAACAUGCUACUUUACAAGAAAGAGCUAAACAAAAGAAAGAAAUUUUAGAAAAAAUUAAAUCAUUGAAAAAGAAAAGAGGUGCUAAUGAAAUUAGUAAUGAUAAUGAUUAUGAUAAUGAUGAUGAUGAUUUUCAAAUUGCUUUAGAAGAAGCCACUGAAAAUAAUCGUACUGGUGGUGAUAAUAAAAGAAGAAAACCAAAUUCUAAAAGAUUAGCUAAAGAUGCAAAAUAUGGAUUUGGUGGUAAAAAAAGAGGUAAAAGAGAAAAUGAUGCUGCUUCAUCAGCUGAUAUUAGUGGAUUUUCAACAAGAAAAAUGAAAGGUAAAUCAUCUUCAAGACCAGGUAAAAGUAAACGUAAUAAAAAACAUUAA